Scylla paramamosain (green mud crab) is the source of this 8369-nucleotide messenger RNA. RefSeq names its product lysophospholipid acyltransferase 7-like (gene frj). Gene Ontology annotation, molecular function: lysophospholipid acyltransferase activity. The transcript is spliced from 10 exons. Gene Ontology annotation, biological process: phosphatidylinositol biosynthetic process; lipid modification. The record is from RefSeq and is a predicted model, not a curated record. NCBI's taxonomy places the organism in Eukaryota, Metazoa, Arthropoda, Malacostraca, Decapoda, Portunidae. Gene Ontology annotation, cellular component: membrane; mitochondria-associated endoplasmic reticulum membrane contact site. The coding region runs from base 74 to 1675 and encodes 533 amino acids.
AGUCCACAAGAAGAAGAGGAGGAGUACCUCGAGUCGAAUCAAAACAAAGUUGACGGAGAGACACGAAGGGACGAUGAAGGGUGACGAUAUUGUGUAUUUGAGUUUAUUGGCAGCCUCAAUAGGGUUUGGCCAAGUGUUUAGGAGGAUAGAGGACAUAGAAACAAAGAAGUGGAUAGGCACUUUAGUGGGAAUAAUAGUGACAGUGGUGGUGUCCGGCUGGCAUACAUUGCACCCACUAUUACUCACCGCUGCCAACAUCCUGAUUCUUAUCUACGUGUCAAAGAGCUUGUGUCACAUUGUGAGCUUUUGGUUCAGCUUCGGAUAUUUGUUGUUCUUCCGACUAAGUCAUUAUGUUGGUUUGGAUAUGGUUCCAUCUCACACAAAUGCUGUCCAGAUGAUGAUUACUCUUAAGUUGAUUGGAAUUUGCUUUGAAGUUCAUGACACUUGGAGAAAACAGGGAGAACUCAAGAAGGAAGAUGAUAAAGACAAAAAGGCUCAGCUACAACUGGAACUGCAGCAUGAGGAAGUUCACCCAUCAUCUAUAGACAUUUUCCAUUAUGCAUUUUGCUAUAUUGGUGUUCUCACAGGUCCUUACUAUAAGUACAGGGUAUACAAUGAUAUGCUGCGAGGUACUCCUGAGAAAAAUGGCCUGGAUUGUCUACAUGCAAUGCUUAAUAGAAUCUGGGUGGUGCCAUUGUAUGCUGUGGCCUUCCUUGUGUCUGACUACUACUUUCCACUCUCUAACCGUUGUUACUUAGAGGGUUUAGGUCAUGUACAAGGAACACCAUCCUGUGGGAAGUUUGCUGAAAGUGAGGAAAUAUUCAGAGAUUAUGGCUUCUUUUAUCGGAUAUGGUACAUGACCCCAGUUUUCUUCAACUUCCGCAUGCGCAUCUACGCUGGGUUUGUCCUCUCUGAGUGUGUUUGCAUCAUGGCUGGCUUGGGAGCUUAUCCUUGUGUUUGUGAACCCAAGCCUGGCCGAGGACCUACCAAGUAUCAGCCCUUGGAUUCAUUAUCAGAAGAUUCAAAGGUUGAAUAUAGUUUUGAGACAAUUCACAACAUUGAUGAAUAUGGAGCAGACUUCACUCCAACAGUCCGGGCAGGGAUGAGGUGUUGGAACAUGACUGUCCAGUACUGGCUAGCUAAUAAUGUCUACAAGCGUCUGAAGCUUAUAAAACCAGUGAGAGAGGCUUUGACAAUGCUGGCAUCUGCAUAUUGGCAUGGAGUUUAUUCAGGCUACUACCUCUCCAUGCUGACAGUACCUUUCAUCCUCGCUGUGGAAGACUAUUAUGAUCGCUUGCUGAGGAGGAAACUUGGAGACACUGGAAAACAUCUAUAUGAUUGGUUCUCAUGGUUUGUGAAGAUGCAGAACUUUGCCUACAUGGGCAUGGCCUUCUUGCUGCUGCGCGUGGAUACUACUCUUCAUUACUGGCAUUCUAUAGGAUACCUUUAUCAUGGCCUCAUCAUUGUCAUGCAUUGCAUUGCUCAGUACAUCAAUCUCAUCCUUGGCAAGGCAGAAGAUAAACUGAAGAAGAGCAGAGCAACGGCAAUGAUUGAUGAUUACACGAAAAUGCGCUUCAUAAAGACCAAAGAUCCAGUUGCAGAUGGAGGAGUCCGAUCAGCAAAGCUUCCAGGUGAUGGUAAGGUUGCUGAAGCCAGGAAAGAAUCACAAGAUUAACAUGGAAAUUAGAAAGGCAUAUCUACUGGAGUUCAGAAGAUGUAGAAGUACAAUGAUAUAAACUAGAGUAUUAAUGAGUGAUUGUGUGUAUCUAAAGUAAUCAAACCAGUCAUAGUAUAACAUAAAGAAGAAAAACAACUAUUAUAUAAAGCCUAGUUAUUAUCACUGUAUCAGUAUAAUAGGCCCCACAUACCAAGUGCAAUAUUUUAUAUGGUUAUAUAUUUAUAGGAUUUCCGCCAUCAAUUCAUUUUCAUAUAUCCUCACAGUGUAAGGAAUGCAGGAGGAAGAAAGAUCUAUUCGUACAUGUCGGUUAGCAUCAGUGAUGAGAAUUUUAUGUUAGUCACUAGUAUUAGAUAUAUUAAAAUCACAAAUAAGUAAAUGCUACUCUGUUGAGCAAGACUGGAAAGCAUUAUGUUAGCUUACAGCUGAUCAGUGGAGAUUUUUAUAUGCCAAAUGUUUUAGUUUCUCUUAAUUGAAUACUAUUUUAUUAAAUAUUUUACCUGAAACCAUGCAAACCUGACUUGUGAAUAUGAACAGUUUCUUGUAACAAUCUUUAAAAUACAAUUACACAAAGAAUAUUUAUUGCUGGCAAAGAUUGUAGCACCAAUUUUGGGAGAAGUGCUUGUGUAGUUAUAAAUGAUGACAAUUGCAUACAUAUUCAAAUUAAGGAGGAGCACAAACACUGGAUUACUGUGCCACCACCAUUCAGUAUUUUAAAUGGUGCAUGGUCCAUUGAUGAUGAGUGUGAAUUCUGGAUUUUUUUUUUUUUCUCUCCUUUAUGAACUGAAAGUUUUCUUGCUAUUUGUGAGGACCAUGAAGUGACCAGGAACACAAAGACCUCAAAAUUGAUCUUGGGGACUGAUGAUUGCCAUGGUCCUGACAUCCAAGGUGCUGUACUUAUUGUUUUGGUCAGGGGCUCUGUCCAUGGCCACUUCCUCUCAAAGUUAAACAUUUAUGUUGUCUUCAGGUAAAUCUCCAAGGGGGCCAUUACAUUGUUGUUGUUAUUAUUAUUAUUAUUAUUAUUAUUAUUAUUAUUAUUAUUAUUAUCAUUAUUAUUAUUAUUAUUAUUAUUAUUAUUAUUACUUCUAAAAUGGAGUGAUGAAACUAUGUAGUGACCUUAGGUGCAGGUCUAAAACUUGAUCUUGUAUCCUGACAAUUGUCGUGAUCAUGACUUGUAAGGUGCUGUAAUAGGCCAUUUUUGGAACAAAACAGACUGGAACUUUGGUAUGGCUCACAGAAAAUUUAGUCCCUAGAGCAAGAGGGAGACAGUCUAGGGAGAAAAUAUCAAAGCCUGAGCCACUGUUUUUGUAGUAUGAUAUUUUGCUGAUAACUUUUGAUAGAGCUGGAAUUUUUAAAAUCUACAUUUCAGCAGGGAUUGCAAACCAUUAUACAUCAAAAUGGUGUUAGUUUUGUCCCAGAAUUUGGCUUUGUUGCUGUGAACAAAGUGGAACAGACAAACAGAUAAACAGACCAAGCAGUCUUAUUAAUGUAAAUUAGCAAGACACCACACACACACACACACACACACACACACACACACACACACACACACACACAAGAGUAAUAGAUAAACUACAAGAGAGAGAUGGUUGGGUUGAUGCAGUCUAUUUAGAUCUGAAAAAAGCUUUUGAUACAGUUCCACAUAAAAGUCUCGUAUGGAAACUGGAACAUCGAGGAGGGCUAAAAGGAAAAAUACUUAAGUGGAUGAAGGAUUAUCUCCAAGGUAGGGAAAUGAGCACAGUAAUCAGAGAUGGUUGGUGUGAAGUAACAAGCAGAGUACCACAAGGGUCUGUGUUGGCACCUAUAAUGUUUCAGGUCUAUAUAAAUGAUAUGACUGUGGGUUUAAAUAGCUACAUUAACAUGUUUGCAGAUGAUACAAAAUUGAUGAAAGUAAUAAAGAACCAAGAGGAUUGUGAGGAACUACAGAGGGAUAUUGAUAGAAUUUAUGAAUGGAGUAAACGAUGGAAAUUAGAAUUCAAUAUAAAAAAGUGCCAUGUAAUGGAGAUGGGAAGAAGUAAAAGGAGACCUUCAUGGGAGUAUAAGAUGGGAGGAAUCACAAUACAAAAGAGCAAAGAAGAAAAAGACUUGGGAGUAAUAAUUCAAGACACGCUAUGACCAGAAAAACACAUCAAUGGAAUAUUUGGCUCUACAUAUAAUUUGCUAGCAAAUAUCAGGGUGGCAUUUAAUUACCUAGACAAAGAAAUGAUGAAGAAAAUCAUAACACACGAUACGCCCCAAACUGGAAUACGCAGCAGUGGUAUGGUCUCCACACAAGAAGAAAGAUAUAAGGAAAUUGGAAAGAAUACAAAGAACAGCUACGAAAAUGAUACCUGAAUUGGAAGACCUAAGUUAUGAGGAAAGACUGGAAGAAAUUGGAUUACCAACACUGCAAGAAAGAAGGGAAAGAGGAGACCUGAUAACAAUGUUCAAAUUAGUAAAUGGCAUGGAGAAGAUAGACAGAAAUGACCUAGUUGUAAAAGUGGAGGAAGGAGAUAGACGUACAAGGGGACAUAUGAAGAAAUUAAAGAAGAGUCAUUGUUUGGGAGAUAUUAAGAAAUACAGCUUUCCGCAUUGAACGGUUGAAAUAUGGAAUAACUUAAAAGAAGAUGUGGUUGCGGCAAAGAGUGUGCACAUGUUUAAAGAGAAAUUGGACAAAUUCGGGUAUGGAGACAGGACUAAUUGAGCUUUGGCUCGGACCCUGUACUAUACAACUAGGUAAAUACAACUAGGUAAAUACACAUGUGUGCCACCACAGAAUGGACAUGUUUACAUUACCUGGUAGGCUGGGACCACUGCAAACUGGAAGCCAAUACUUACAUCAUAUACAAAAAUCAGAUGGGGGUUAUGUUAUCCUGGCCAUUCCAUCUGUAAUACCAAUGAAGAUAUUAAACUGGAUAAAAAUGAAUCUGAAUAAUUUUGGCAGAGGGUGAAGGGACACUGAGAAGGUAAUUUGUCAGAUUUAUCAAAAAAGAUUAACUGAGGAUCUGAUGUAGAAAAAAGUAUUAUUAUGUAGGAAUAGUCAAUGAACAUGUGAAUAAGAUGAGUACAGAAAGGAGCAACCAAAAUUUGAGAGACCUAUCAUAUGAAGAGAUAUUAUCCUGGCUGCAGCUCCUGACUUUAGAAAUAAGAGAGGAGACUAUUUAAUACCAGUGAUGCAAUGAAACAACUAGGUAGAGAAGACUUAUGUAUGUAGAAUGAAAUGGACAUGGAAGAAAACUAAAGAGAACUGUCUGUAACAUAGAUAUUAAGCUUUCCCUACAGGAGUACAGAAACCUGGAAUAAUGUAGAUGAGAGAGUGAUCCAUGCAAGAAAUCUUCAUGGCUAAGAAAAAAUUAUAUCAGUGGGCCAAUAUGAACAUAGCUCCUUUCCUGUAAAUCACAACUGGGUAAACACACACACACACGAAAAUUAAAAAAUAAAGUGCAUGAGUAACAUAGAAAAGUAUUGUUUUCCUCAUAUAAGUAUAGGUAUUCAAAAUAUAUUAAAAGAUGAGUUGAUAGCAAUUAUGAGUGUACAUCAACAGAGGAAAAGGGAGGACGAACAAAGAUACAGAAACGAGACCUCAUGAGUGUAGCCGAGUCUUGUAUACUAUAGCUAGGUAAACACACACACACACACACAGGAUUGUUGGCCUUCAACUCCAACAGGACCAAAUGUACAUACAUGAGGCAAGACCGUUUAUAUAUCAGUAUUUUAUUUUUUAUGAAGCUAUGGUAAGGAGAAUGCCCUGGUCAAGCACUGCAGCUGUUGGGAAUAGUGCCACCAUAUUCCCUAUAAUUGUUAAGGCAGGUGAAAUAUUACAACAUAAAGAGACUAAGAGAUUUUUUGUAUAACUUUUUUUUUUUUAAUGAAGACACCUGCAUAUAAUUGCUAGCCACUAAAAAUUAUAAAGACAUCCCAACCCAAUGUCAGGGACACAAAAAGAUAUAGCAUUAAAUGUUAUACACUAUUCCUUGCCCAACCAUGAGCUCAUGAACCACGGAAUUUGAGUAGCAGUUACAUCACUGUAGUACCAAACAUGGGAUCAGGUUUGUGAGUGAAUUUUUGGGAAGUGAUAAAAAAAAAAAAGUAAAGACCUACCCUGUCUUCAGCAAAAAAUCAACAAAAAUAACAAAUUUCUCUCUCUCUCUCUCUCUCUCUCUCUCUCUCUCUCUCUCUCUCUCUCUCUCUCUCUCUCUCUCUCUCUCUCUCUGUCAUCUUUAUAUAAGUUACUGUAUUUAUGAAAACAUCAUCAUGUUACAUAAAUAUCACAUUUUUUUUUUAUCCCUUGUAUAUUCUGCCGACUAAUUUUUCCAUAUAAUGUUAAUUUAAGCAAUCAGUGAUACACUGACUGUGAACAUGACUGCCAUGGUUGAGAAAGGAAUAGUAUAAUUGAUAUUCUAUAAAAUUUUUAUCAGAUUAAGUUUAUUAAAAUCACAAAAAAUGAGAUGUUGAUUAUGAUGAAGUUUGCAGGAAUGUUAGUGAGAAGAAAAAUUGAAAUAUUUUAAGAGUUAUGUGUAUUACCUGAUUCUUUGUCAGGCAUCAUCAUCAUCAUCAUCAUCAUCAUCAUCAUCAUCAUCAUCAUCAUAACUCAGUUUGCUUUAUUAACCAGUUACAGUUUUCCAGACUAAGAAAUUAAAAGAAAUAACUCAUUAAGUUAGCCUCACAAAUUUCAAGGAAUUAGAUAUUUGAUCUCAUAGCAACUUAAGGUUCCUCCAUGGAAAACCAUGAAUGGAAAGUUGGAAGGAAUAAUAAAUUUAAAAAAUUCAGCUGGAAAACAAUAAAGAUGCAUCAUUUGAUACAUCCUUUUCCUUAAAUAUCCAAAACAGUAGAAAAUUUGACUUCAUAGUGAUGCUGGACAUUGUUUAGUGUCUUGUACUGUAAACUUGAAAAAGGUUAGUAACAUCUCAUUGGCCAAAAAUAACUAAAUAUCCUUACCUACUUUUUUGUUGAUGAAGGAUUUCCUUUCCAUUAUCAAUGUUAUUCUUCCUCCUAAAUGGUGUGGACUUCCAGAAAAUCUGGAAACAUAAUUUUUAUCUACUUUGACCAUCCUCUGCAGAUGUAGGAAACACUAAACAUGCUGUGGAAUGUGUUGUCAAAUUGAUAACAAGUACUGGCAUAACUGCACAUGAUUCAAUGGAGCUUAGUUUUUUUUUUUUUUUUUUUUUCAGUCAACAAUUAGCCUUGAAUUGGUGGCAUCUUAUUCACUUUCACUUCAUUGAUCGUUUCUUUUCAUAUAAAAUCAUUUUACAUUUGACUUUAUAUUUCCAGUGUUAUGAUUUAGCUUAAAGUUGUACUAUACUUUAUUUUAUGAUUUUUACCAAUAAGUACAUCCCCAAAGAAAAUUCAAGUGUUUGUAGUAUGUCCCCACUAAACAAAUACAAACUCACGUGCGGUGUUGUCAACCAGCAUUCCAUGUAGACUGAAUCAAAUUUUUUGUUGCAUAUGAGUGACAGCAUGUAGUUUGAUUUCAUCUACACUAACAGUGAUGUUAAGUACAGCUGUCCUAUUUGACAAAACUGUAGUUUGUUGACUGCCAACAUACCAGUGGUUUAGAAAAAAUAAAUAAAAAAGUCUACAUAAAAAAAAAAUUAUCAUAGUACAUUGAUGUUGUUGGGAUUAUACAAGUAACAGGAAAAAAUACUGUAAAGAUUUGAUUACUGUUUCUAAUAAUGCUAAAACUCUUCAUGAUUCUUAUUACUUCCCUCAUAUAUAUAUAUAUAUAUAUAUAUAUAUAUGUUACAGUCAAUACCUGAAUCCAGACAAUUUGUAAAGUGACUUAUUUUUUCAGGCAAUUUGUGAACUGCCUAACCUAACCUAACCUAACCUAACCUAACCAGGCAGUUCACAAAUUGCCUGAAAAAAUAAGUCACUUUACAAAUUGUCUGGAUUCAGGUAUUGACUGUAACAUAUAUAUAUAUAUAUAUAUAUAUAUAUAUAUAUAUAUAUAUAUAUAUAUAUAUAUAUAUAUAUAUAUAUAUAUAUAUAUAUAUACAUAUAUAUAGAGGAUGAUAAUUUUGCUUAUUCAGAACAUCUCUUUCCCAACCAGUGUUCCUUCCCUCACAUAAAAAUAUGCAUGUCCAUAUCAGAAUUAUGCCUUUAAUCAUAGCUUUAAAUGUGGGUGUACAAACCCACAGAUAUUUAAUACCUCCACUAAUUUUUUUUUUCUUUUUUUUUUUGUGUGUGUGUGUGAUUGCAUGUUGGAUGCUGUCUUUUUGUUUGUUCUUGUAUCGUGGUGUAGUAAGGAAUUCACAAGGUCACAUAUUAUUCAUGAUAUGAGGAUUAUGUGAUUUUUCACAUUUCUGCUGAUUCAGAGUUCUUUUUUAUAGAGUUAAGUGAAUAUGGCUUUCACAUAAUGUAAUUUCUAAAUUUUUCAUUUUCAUAUAAACUUUGACUGUUUCAAGUAUAGUGAAAUAUGUGCCAAAUGUCAGUGAUAUAGGUAAUUUUGACGCAAAAUAAAGAUGAGUUCAUGUUUACCACAUGUAUUUUAAAUUUUUUACAGGUAAUAUUUUUGUAAAUACAUAUCCUCAAACUUAAUGAAUGUUAAACUGAUUGAAGUUUCAUGUAAAUUAACCUGCAGUCAAGAAGAAAAAUGCUAGAAGUACUUCAUAAAUGAUGGGUUCUUGAUUUUUUUUUUUUUUUCAUAAAUUGUUUUGGAAUGAAAUCCAUAUUAAUCUGUGACUAAAAACUGAAAAUAAAGACUUGACCCUUUGUU